Symbiodinium natans is the source of this 1764-nucleotide messenger RNA. Lineage: Eukaryota; Dinophyceae; Suessiales; Symbiodiniaceae. The record is from the annotation of a GenBank genome assembly.
AUGGACUUCACCAAGGUUGUCAGCGAUGGAUAUGCGUCUGGGGAGAGCACCUGCUCCACGGACACAGGAGUUUGUUGCUGUCUCGCUUGGAGGCUGCCAAAAGCUACCCAGGCCAGCAUCCGCAAGGAGCAGCUGCGAGCUCUGCACAUUGAGAUCGCGUCUUUCCGCGAGCUCGUAGGGGCUGUGCAGAUCGAGGUCUCCGCCACAGCCGGGGCGCUUCAAUGCAAAGACUCCAGGCAUCUGGCGAUCAGUGCAGAGGAUGUGGCACUGCGGCUUGGGCAGCUGCUAUGCGGAUGGUGCUCCAGCCAGGAUCCCGCGAUUGAGCUCACCGUGGGUAUGCAUACAGGAGGUCUCGACAUCGUCCACCUGCCUGGUGGCCAGCGCCUCUUUGUGGGCUCGGCGCUGCUCGGUGCCUCGGAGCUCGCCACCGAGGCUCCAAAGACUCGGGCCUCGCUUUCCAAGCGGGUCUUCCUACAGAUCAUCAACACACCAAGACCUACUCAGGCUUCGAUCCUGAAGCUCUUCAAGGAUUGUGGGCUUGUGAUUAAGCUUUUCGCCAGUGGUGAUUUUCGUACUUCUUUGACCAACAGGCUGCUGGUGAUCGGGUGUGGUCCCGCGGGGAUUCAAAUCGUCCGCAACUUGUGGUCGGAGUUUGACCUGACGCUUGUCGAGCCGAAGGACUACUACGAAUACACUCCUGGCAUCCUCCGGGGUCUCUGCGACCAGGAGCACCUGGAAUCCUUGCAGGUGCCUCUGUCACAAGCCCUUGAUGGCUUUCAGCUGCGGCACAUCCGGGGGAAGGUAACACAGCUGCACGAGCGGUCUGCCAUCGUCGCCCCAUGCUCACAAGGUCCCAGCACGCCGGAGUUCGAAGUCGUGGAGUUCGACUAUGCUGUGAUAGCAGCAGGCUCCCGCUACGUGGGGAGCAGCCACUGGAAAGUGGGAGGCGAUGACGCUGCGCAGCAGAGCCGAGAAGGCCGCCAACAAGGCUUAGCCGCGCUGCGCGCGCGUUUGGUGCAGAGGGCAGAGCGCGGAGAGCCCGCGGUUCUUUUGGGUGGUGGCCUCGUCGGUGUGGAGCUCGCUGCUGAGUUGGCCCACUUCAUGCCAAGCUUGCAAGUCAUCUUGGUGGACAAGUGCGCACGGCCCCUGCCGACCAUGCCCGCCGACGCGCAGGACUAUGCGGAGUCCUGGCUGCGGGAUCAUGGGAUCGACCUUCGCCUGGGAAAGGAGCUGCCUCGAGAAGAGCGGCCACUGCUCGAAGCGCUGGGUGUGCGUGAGGCCGAGGUGCUGCAAUGCACCGGCCUGUCUAUGUGCUGCGACUUCGCUGCAGACCUGCGCUGUCGCGACGGAUACGGUCAGUUGCGCACCAACCGGUCUAUGCAGGUCCUGUCUUCGGAGCCAGAAGGCAACGCAGUCGCCGCGGGACACAUUUUCGCUCUUGGCGACUGUGUCUCCGUCCAGGGCACCACGGUGCCGCUCUCCAAAGACAUAUAUCCGGCGGAGGCCAUGGCGGAGGUUGUCACUGCCAACCUGCGCAACUUGCUCCAGAGCAACAGCGAGUUGCAGGAGCUACCAGCCCAACUCUGGGAACUGACGCUUUGCUCUUUGGGCCCUGACGACUGCAUCUUCAUCAUGAAUGGCCGCGUGAUGGCCACUGGAUGGAUGGCCGUGCAGAUGAAGCACCAAGUCGAGGUGACCAAGAUGGGGCAAAUGAAGCAAGAGAUGUGGGGUCGCUUGGUGUGGAGCUUGAUACCCCACUGGUGA